Molecule: messenger RNA, 1148 nt
Organism: Poecilia latipinna (sailfin molly)
Lineage: Eukaryota; Metazoa; Chordata; Actinopteri; Cyprinodontiformes; Poeciliidae
Product: actin-related protein 2/3 complex subunit 5-like
Exons: 4
Coding region: 155-607 (150 amino acids)
Biological process (GO): Arp2/3 complex-mediated actin nucleation; regulation of actin filament polymerization
Cellular component (GO): actin cytoskeleton; Arp2/3 protein complex
Source: RefSeq, a predicted model, not a curated record
CCGCGAUAACAAUAGAAGAAGAAAAACAAAGCGGAAGUGUUGUGAUGAGGAAGUAGAGUUUUGGACAUCAGAAACUGGGUCCUCUUUUGACCAGAAAGAGUCUUUUUUCCUUCCCUAACAUUAUAUUUGCGCUGCUGUCUCUGUUUCAUCCAGAAUGUCUAAGAACACCGUUUCUGACCGCUUCAGGAAAGUAGAUGUAGAUGAAUACGACGAAAACAAGUUUGUGGACGAAGAGGACGGCGGUGAGAACCAAGGAGGUCCAGACGAAGCAGAAGUGGACUCCCUUCUUAGACAAGGGAACAUGACUGGAGCUCUCCAUGCUGUACUGAAGAACCCUCCAAUCAAUACCAAGAACCAGAAUGCUAAGGACCGAGCGGAGUUGCUGGUGGUCAAAGUUCUUAGCAGUUUUAAGAGUAGUGACAUAGAAAAAGCUGUGGGCUCACUGGACAAAGCAGGAGUAGACCUGCUGAUGAAAUACAUCUACAGAGGCUUUGAGAAACCAUCUGACAACAGCAGCGCUGUCCUGCUGCAGUGGCAUGAAAAGGCCCUGGCAGUGGGUGGAGUUGGCUCCAUCGUCCGAGUCCUGACUGCAAGGAAGACUGUCUGAUGAUUCCCAUAAUCUGCAGUUAUGGUCAUUAGGGCUGCUGUCCUUUUAAGAAACUGGAGCUGUGUCUUUCUGAUGCAUGACUUAGUUUUUUUCUGCUUUCACUCCUCUGGGAUUCAGAAGGUGCUGGCGCCUCAAACUGAAGUCACUUAUUUUUACUGCCAGCAGUACAGAAUUCCACUUUUCUUCUUAAACACAAAAUGGCACCUUGCUCUGUCAUCUGCUCAGCUACAACACUGAACCAUUCUAACUCAACCCCAGCUAUCCUUGUCCUUAACUCUACUCUUUUGUGGGUCUGACUCCUUAAGAUGAGAGGAAUGGAAAAGGUAGAUGGAUUCUCAUUGACACCUUUCCCUGCCUUUUGCCCAGCACAUGCUGGGACUGAACUUCAUUGUAUCUCAAAUUAGAAUAUUUGAGGUAAACUUUGAACAACUUUCAGUCUUUUUUUUUCUACUUCUGUCUUCACAAAAACCACAUCCAUGUGGCACUAUUGUGUGAAUGCUUUUUAUAUAUGGAAUAAACUAAAUAAAGAGCUAAACUUGAA